Messenger RNA from Ruditapes philippinarum (Manila clam), 4590 nucleotides. RefSeq lists its product as uncharacterized. NCBI's taxonomy places the organism in Eukaryota, Metazoa, Mollusca, Bivalvia, Venerida, Veneridae. The transcript is spliced from 6 exons. The record is from RefSeq and is a predicted model, not a curated record. Bases 1328 to 4048 code for a protein of 906 amino acids.
UUUUUCUUGAUACCAUGUUUUUAUAAUAAUAAAAUGAUUUGACAUGCAAAAUAUCGUUAAAUUUGGUCCAUAAAUAAAAAAGUUAUAAGUUAUAUUCGAAUUACGUUCUAUAAAAGUCAUAUCCGUGGAGGACAGGAGAUACCGAAGAUGACUUAUAUUUUAUAAAAUUUUGUUUUUCUUCUAUGAAUUUUUCUCGAUUUAUAAAAUGAUUUUACAUGCAAAAUAUCGUUAAAUUUGGUCUAUAAAUAAAAAAGUUAUUAGUUAUUAGUUAUAUUUGUUGCGUUUUUUUAUAUAUAAAUCAGAUCCGUGAAGAACAGAAGAUACCUGAUAUGACUUUUAAUUAUUUUAUAUAUUAAUCAUUUUUCAUGAAUUUUUCUCGAUACGAUGUAUUAUAAUAAUAAAAUGAUUUGUCACUGAACAUACUGAAAUAUACUAUAACAAUGACCUUGGAGGUAUCUUAAGGUCCCUUGUGCCUCCCUAGUAGUCCUUUGUGCCUCUUAGCAGUUUUUGUGCCUCUCAGCAGUCCUUAGCGGUCUUGCAACUUGUCAAAAUCACAAAUUCUAUCACCAAAAGUAUAUUUUUUCUUAAGACAUUACUAAACAUUCUAAAAUAUGUUAUAAGAAUGCCCUAGGAUGUAUUUUAACGUCCUUUAUGCCUCCCUAACAGUCCUUAGUGCCUCUCAGUAGUCCUUAGCGACCCUGCAAAUCAUAAAUUCUAUCACCAAAAUUAUAUUUUUUUCUUAAAAUAUUACAUUUUUUAUCACUAAACGUUCUGAAAUAUGUUAUAAGAAUGCCCUAGGAGGUAAGUUAACGUCCUUUGUGUCUCCCUUGCAGUCCUUUGUGCCUCUCGGCAGUCCUUGUGGUCCUGCAACUUAUCAAAAUCAUCAAUUCUAUCCACAAUUUUUUUUCCGUAAAAUGAUACAUUUUUAUCACUAUAGAUACUGAAAUAUACUAUAAGAAUGCCCAAGGAGGUAUUUUCAGGUCCUUUGUGCUUGCCUUCCUAGCAGUCCUUUGUGCCUCUUAGCAGUCCUUAGCGGUCCUGCAACUCAUCGAAAGUAUAAAUUCUAUCACCAAAAUUUGACUUUUUUCUUAAAAUCACAAAAAGGACAAAACUUAGAAUACUGGCCCAUCAUGACAAGGCCCAGUUGUAAGACUUAGGGCAUAAAUUGUAAGUCUGAAAGCUAUAUUGUUGUAGAAAUGUCACAACAAUCCUUUGUACUAGACCUUCAAGUACAUGUAGUUCAUAAAGGGACUUGAAAAUCAAAUUAUCAGAUUAAGAUUGACAUUCAGCACUGUGGUAAUGUUACAUCAGUAAGACAAAGUAAGCAAUGGCUUCAUCUAGCCCAAAACUUUCAGACAAGAAAUACAAUAACUGGGUUAAAGCUCAGUUAGCAGUGUUGUUUACUAAAGAAGGACUUGAACCUUUUGUAUGUCAUGAAGUUCAAGAAUUCCAGUUGAAAUGCUUAGAUGAUAUUUGCUACAACAAUGGAUUGUUUAGUGGAACUCUGUGUUCAAAUUGCUGUACAGAAAAUGUUAUUAAAUGUCCAACAAAUAGAAUAUGCAAUGUUGGACGUGGAAGAUGCAGUUAUCAUCGAAAUGCUGCAACAAGGUAUAAACCUGAUGGCUGCCCUGACAAGAUAUGUCAUAAUUUCACAACUGAGAUACAGAAUGCACAUAGGUACUAUGGUCCAUCGUACAAAAACACGGAUGCUACACAGUGGUGCAGUAAUUCCUGGGAGAUAGCUAAAUGUUUUAUGCCCCCAGAACGAUAUAAAGAUGUAGCUUGUGCACAAGAAACAGACUUCAACGGCAUCAUCAGUGUUAUCCUUUAUUACAAAGACUUUCAGCUGAAAGUACACGAAAACCUAAGCCACAGGAACAACAUUUUUGAGCAGGCAAGAGACCUAAGUAGAAAUUUGAGACAUUCGCCAACUUUAGAGGUAGAGGAUACUGACCUUCAUCAAUACUUUACAGUAUUUCAACAACUUCUUUCUGAUGCUGGAUAUUUAGCUACAGACAUUCACGCACAAAAUGCCAAACAGAAGCUGUUAGAUUUACAAAUGGACACAUUGGGCAUUGAAUAUGUUGAUGUAAAGAAAGUACUAAAUGAUGUUGCAAGAGAAGCUCUUGACACUAUAAAAGUAAUAAAUGGUGGAAAAAGACGUUCUGAGAUUAUGAAUGAUGUACUGAUAAAAGAAGAUCUGAUUAAAAAAAGAAAAGAAGAUCUUCAUUCUCUAGACUCCAAAACUUAUGAAGAAUUAAAAGAAAAGGAAAGAAAAACCGAUAAGAUUUUUAAAAUGAUUAAAACUAACAAAGACGUCGAAGGCAUAGAAAAGGCAAGAAAAAAGAUAUUUCAAGAGUGGCAUCAAAUGAAAUGGGACUUUGAGGAACAAUUAACAAUGCUAAGAAUCAGAGAAGAAAUUGAUAGAGCAGUUGAAUCUAUCAAAAAAUUAGAUAAUCGCAGCAGGUUUUUAAUCAACAUUAUUGCAGAGACUCUAAGAGUACCACUCUAUAUCUUAUUGAGUAAGGUCAACAAGGAGAAACAACACAUUGAUGAUAAACAGAAAUCUUGGGAUAGAUGUAUUGAAAGAGAAAGUGAAUCCGAUGCAAACAUAUUACUGGAAAGGGAGAUUUAUCCGUCUAAAAGUGAACUGAACAAGGCAUGUCACGUAUUUGGAAGGGAUUCAAAAAUCAUUUCACAUGUCUGCUUUACGAUCAGCCAACAUAUAAAGAAGCAAUUUAAGAAUGUUAUCGACGUAUUUCCGUCUUACAAAGAAGACUAUGAAUCUAUUAUUUUUCUAGUUAUUGUAAAAAAGAAAACUACAUUUUCCGAUUUCAAAGAUUAUGAAUACUGUAUAAGAUGUGAAAACGAUGUCAGUACUGAAGGUGACCUUGUUGCUGAAUAUGAAACAAGAGAUGAAACAAUGGGUCAGUUCGAUAAUGAGACCUUUGAAAAGCUUAGAAAUUGCAUAAACGAUAAUGCUAACGACCUUCUCGAAAGACAUAGUAACAUUAAUGUGAUUUUGCCAAGCUUGGUUAAGUCCGUUGGAUACGAGACAGGCCAACAUAACAUCAAGCAAGUACCUUGUAUAGCUUUAUAUGUUACAGUUAAAGGGUGUAUACCUCUAAACGAAACACCUUUUCAAAACAAUAUCAAUGGUUUCCCAAUAGAUGUUUUGGAGGGAAAAUUCGAACCAUUUAUGAAUGGACCAAACGAGUACCAUGAACAUCUAAAGAUUGGUCUAGCAAUACAUGCUAACGUGUUAAACACAGAUGGUGUUUUAGGGGGUACUCUUGGGGGAUUUAUUGACCAUUCAACGCAUGGAUUAUGUGGAAUAACAUGUGCACACGUUGUUUAUAGUGCUGCUGAGCUGAAUAAAGUUAAAGAAAGAAAAGAAAAGAAACACUUUAGUUUGAGAAAGACAGUUUAUCAGCCUAUUGGUAAAAGUUCGUCGGCGUUUGGUGAAGUUGUUCAAGCUGUUUACGACAUCGGAGGUUCUUGUACAUCUGGAAUGGAAGUUGCACUCAUAAGCAUACAAAAAAGACAACCAAAAAGUGGAAGCUUUCCUGAGACAUUUACAGAUUUUGAAGCAGGGUUUGAUGCAAGGAAUCCAUUAUGUUUCAAUUCUGGUGCAGUUUGUGAAACAUCUGAAAUAAAACGUAGGACUGAAGUGUACAAGUUUGGCAUGAUUUCCGGAAUCACAAGAGGAAGCUUUGCCUUACAGGGUGCGGUAGUUCGUAGAAGUCAAAUGCAAGGAGAUUGUCAUGGCUUUCGUUUUAACCUUAUGAAUCAACUGCUAGUUCUUCAGAUAGGAGAGAAACCUUUUGCAGAACACGGAGAUUCUGGCGCAUUGGUAUUGACUGAAGGAGGACAGGACUCAAUUGCUAUUGGUAUUGUUGCAGGAGGAAUGAAUAGUCGUCGCGUGUUUGUCACACCAAUAUGUGAUAUUUUAAGAGCUUUUGGUUGUACGGAAUCAAAAAUGCACCGAUUUAUGCCGAAAUGUACACAACUUUUGCCGGGCGACUAUGGAGAAAAAAUGGAAACAUAAAUAUGUUAAUGCUUUUCUUUUAACUAUACUUCUGAUUUCGCCGUACCUUCUUUCCGACGGCCCAACGUAACUCAAACUUGGAAAAAUAUAUAAAGACGACAUGGUAAAGUUCAAUCAAUAAGGAUGUGUGUGUUUUAUCUUUUUGGAGAUAUGUGUUUUUUUAUAAAUUUAUUUUGCAUAUGUUUUGUUUUAUGUAAAUCUUAAACAAUUAAUGCCAAAUACUUUUAUGUAUAAUUUAUCUAUUAAUGAAAAUUAACUUGUCUUUCUGACCCAAGUUUCUUUUCUUAUUCAUUUCAUUGUGUACUUGUGUAUAUUUUUAUGUCUACAUUAUAUUUUACAUUAAUGUGUGGAGCUUAAAUAAUCUUUAAAAUUGAAUCUACAAAUUUAUAUGCAAAUUUAAUACAUACUGCUUAAAGGAAAAUAUAAAAAAGAUGUUUAUGGUUCAAGCUUACAAUACUUCUUGUAUGAUCAAGGGAGUUUAGGCCCAUAGGAUUAAUAGUCAGAUAUGCCAUCACAUAUCCAUUAAAUAUGUAAUUCUUUAA